Messenger RNA from Drosophila eugracilis, 1278 nucleotides. RefSeq names its product MOB kinase activator-like 4 (gene Mob4). NCBI's taxonomy places the organism in Eukaryota, Metazoa, Arthropoda, Insecta, Diptera, Drosophilidae. The record is from RefSeq and is a predicted model, not a curated record. The coding region runs from base 265 to 948 and encodes 227 amino acids. The transcript is spliced from 3 exons. Gene Ontology annotation, cellular component: cytoplasm.
CCCAAUCGAUAGGCAUAUGUAUGUAUGUAGAAUUUGUCAGAAAUUUUCUCGCACAAAGCAAAGUGUUUUGGAUAAACGCUAUUUAAUUGUUGUGAAAUGCGCCAGCGCAAGUAGAAUCCAUUCAGAUAACUACAGUGCAGGAUCCCAAAUCCGGAGACUCCAGUGGGGCAGGGACUGCGCUAAAAUUCAGGCUCUGCCAGCGAUUUUCUCCCCAAGGCGUAGGCACAGGCGUUGUGGAUCAUCGCGUCUCCGAGCAGGUGAAACAUGAAGAUGGCUGACGGCUCGACAAUAUUGCGUAGGAACCGGCCAGGCACAAAAUCCAAGGACUUCUGUCGCUGGCCCGACGAACCCCUUGAGGAGAUGGACAGCACGCUGGCAGUGCAACAGUACAUUCAGCAACUGAUCAAACGUGACCCGAGCAACGUGGAGCUCAUCCUGACCAUGCCUGAGGCGCAGGAUGAGGGCGUUUGGAAGUACGAGCAUUUGCGGCAGUUCUGCAUGGAGUUGAAUGGUCUGGCCGUGCGGCUACAAAAGGAGUGUUCACCGUCGACGUGCACCCAGAUGACGGCUACCGAUCAGUGGAUAUUCCUGUGCGCUGCCCAUAAGACGCCCAAGGAGUGUCCGGCCAUUGACUAUACUCGCCACACAUUGGACGGGGCCGCCUGUCUGCUUAACAGCAACAAGUACUUCCCGAGCAGUGUUUCCCACAGGGUGUCCAUCAAGGAAUCGUCAGUGACCAAGCUGGGCUCUGUGUGCCGGCGCGUUUACCGAAUCUUCUCGCAUGCCUACUUUCACCAUCGUCGCAUCUUUGACGAGUUCGAGGCCGAGACGUAUCUGUGCCACCGAUUUACGCAUUUCGUCACAAAAUACAAUCUGAUGUCUAAGGAGAAUCUGAUCGUGCCCAUCAACGUGGGCGAGAACGCAGCACCUGGCGAAAGCGAGGCAUAGACGCUCGCUUAGAUCAGUCAGACUCUUAUAGAACACUCAUUCAACAUACAUAUAUUUAUAUUUACCAAUAGCUUGCAGCUCGAGUGGGCUCACCCUGACAGAGAAACAUGGACGGAGGAAACCCGACUCGAAUGCAAAUCUUGUAUGUAGUUUAAAUGUCAAAUUCACAUAGAGCUACAUAACGAUAACUAAGUAACAAGGGCAGACCCAGAUAUAAGCAGGCCCACUCAACAUCGUUCGCCCCAUCUGAUCCUAAGUCAGCAAUUAUUCCGCAAGUUAUAUUACGAUUAUGUUUAACUCCUUAUUUUAAAUAAAUUAUAUGUAGACACA